AUGAUUUCCUCUAAGAAUAGUGAUUCUUCUUGGAUACCGAAUUUUCAUAGCCACCAAGUAGCUGACCGUCUCCACAGAGUAGUAUCCUCUGUCGACGUAAUCUCCCAUGAACAGAUAGUUUGUGUCUGGGCAAGGCCCUCCGAUUUUGAACAACUCCAUCAAAUCGUGGAACUGGCCGUGAAUAUCUCCACAUAUAGUGACUGGCACUUGCACGGGCUGGACGUUCUGCUCGUCCUUGACAACUUCGAUUGCCAUAGCGCACAAUUGUUUAACAGAGUUUUCACUCAAUGGUUUACAUUGGCUCAAUUGUUCUAUCCAACCGUCCAACGUGUCUCUUUGGGUGGUGGGGUCUGUAAUGCUAAUUGGAACUUGGGACAGAAUAGAAGCCUUUUCUGCCUGUUCCGCCUGUGUUUGCUCAACAGCGUCUUCCAUUUGAAUGUCGGAGUCCAGAUCCAUCGUUGUUGUUGGAUGUUUAUUAGUAAGAAAAGUGUGUUGUAUCACUUGAAAAGUUGA
Messenger RNA from Ogataea philodendri, 513 nucleotides. RefSeq lists its product as uncharacterized. The record is from RefSeq and is a predicted model, not a curated record. The transcript has a single exon. NCBI's taxonomy places the organism in Eukaryota, Fungi, Ascomycota, Pichiomycetes, Pichiales, Pichiaceae. The coding region runs from base 1 to 513 and encodes 170 amino acids.